Molecule: messenger RNA, 1830 nt
Organism: Jaminaea rosea
Lineage: Eukaryota; Fungi; Basidiomycota; Exobasidiomycetes; Microstromatales
Exons: 3
Coding region: 1-1830 (609 amino acids)
Cellular component (GO): cytoplasm
Source: RefSeq, a predicted model, not a curated record
AUGGGUCAAGCCGCAACCAAGGAGCAGCGUUACGGGGGCAGCCAUCAAGAUGGACAUCACGCAAAUGGAGAGGGCUCUUCAUCAUCAUCAGCCAAUGCUACCCCCGCUCGCUCCUAUCCGUCGAGCGUAGAUGGAGGAGCAUUGGAGCCUCAGGGGGUCUAUACCGGACCACAGGACUAUUCGCACGAUGUUGUCAAGACGGCCAUCGUGCAGCGCAAGCUGAUGCCCUUCUACAAGGGAAAAGACGACGAGGAUGCAUAUGAUGGGGAGAGGUUCAAUUCGGAAUGCCCCAUCUGCUUUCUGUACUACCCCUCAACACUCAACAGCACACGCUGCUGCGCUCAGCCUAUCUGUACUGAAUGCUUCGUCCAGAUUAAGCGCGCAGAUCCUGGUCAUACCAAUCCGCCGUCAUCUCAGCCCGCUGAGUGCCCCUUCUGCACCGCUGAGCCCUUUGGCAUCCUUUAUACCCCGCCGCCUGCUUCCACGCAGUCGGGCGACGAGCAGGCGGUCCAGGACGGCGAAGGCUCGCCUGCCACUGCGACUCCCUCUACCUAUGCGCACAAGAGGAGGAAAAGCUUGCCUCAUACUGAUCCGGACGUGUUGACGACGGACAUGAUACGACCCGACUGGCAACAGAAGCUGGCAUCAGCUCAGGCAGCAACGCUCCGCCGAGCAAAUCGCCGCAUUAUCAUGCGCCAGGUAGGCGACCGCCUUAUUCCCAUCGGAAUUUCGUCCUCACGAGCAGGCGCAGACCUGCCAGAGGGGAACGGCCCAGGCGGGGCCAUCAUCCUGCAGCAGGGCGAACGAUGGGGGCCUUUCUCUGCCACAGACGAGGGACAAGGGACGGGCAGAAGAUCCUCGAGCAGGAGAGGAGCGGCGCUGCAGAUGGGAGGUCAGGAUGUUGAGGAGAUGAUGCUCAUGGAGGCGAUGAGGUUGUCUCUCAUUGAACAUGAGGAGCAGCAGAGGCGGCAGGCGGAGGCGAAUAGGAGAAGUGGGGCAGCUCAGCCUGAAACGCAGCAGGCAGCAUCGACGGCAUCACCAGCAGCGCAGCCUGCUGGGGGCGCACCAUCCUCACCUCCGGCCAACACCAACACUACGCGCCAAUCGACGGACGGGUCUCCGUCAACGCCAUCGAAAGGUCUCGGUCGCUCCUCCUCAACAUCACGAGGCCAGCCAAUGACCAACCCCUCACGAAGGGCAGAACGCCUAUCGCAAGACCUGCGAAGCGCCACACUUGCGGACGAGGCUGGCUUCUCUUCAUCGCCAGCGGCGGGCUCCUCUGUGCCGAGUGGAUCUGCCUCAACUUCAGCGCCAAUCCGGGCAACGAACGCAGCACCCUCUUUCCCUGCAUCACCGCCGAAAGCUGCACCCGCCACCUCCUCAUCAGCAACGGCAACAGCGCCAACAGCAGCGGGUCCCUCCUCGCCCUCUAGCGGCGCUGCAGCUCGCCCGCAAUCUCACAACUUCGGUCUGCGAGACGACAUGCUCGCUGAGCUGUCUGAGUUGAUCGAUGAGCCGGACGAGGAGACCCGGCAGCGAAUAGCAACGGCAAGGAGGAUGAAGGAGGAACGCGAGCAGGCAGAGAUGGAGCGGGUGAGGAAGGCCCAGCAACAGGCAGCGUCAGUGAAUGCAGCGACAGCGGCAAGUGGUAGCGCGUCACCGCCUCCAAGCUCCCCAACGAUGGGCAGCGCGAGGCCGCUGAAUCCGAACAAUCCCUUCCGCAAUCGGAUGGCGAGCGCGGAAAGCUCACCAACGCACUCGAGGACCUCUAGCGCGGCCUUUGCGUCGUUCGCACCGUCGCAGAGUGGGGGCGCUGGUCAAGGACAGUAG